UCGGUCCUUUCCCGGCAGCAAUUCGGCCGCCCUAGUGUGGGUUGGCGACAUGGGGAAGAGUGUUUGAGUAACACUGCCGGUUGCGCAGAGGAGGUGGAAUGGGGGCAGGUGUCUAUACAAGGGAGCUCGGAAGGGACGGAUAUCGCUGUGACACUGCAGGGACGCCCUGAGGGGACUGGUGUCAGUGUGGCACCGGUGCACGCUGAAGGAUCUGGCAGAGCUGGGCGGCCAUGGGGACGUGGGCGUCGCUGGAUGCGGUGUGGGAUAUGCCGGCUGAAAAGCGAAUCUUCGGGGCCGUGCUGCUUUUCUCCUGGACCGUGUAUCUGUGGGAGACCUACCUGGCGCAGCGGCAGAGAAGAAUAUAUAAAACAACAACUCAUGUACCAAUGGAGUUAGGACAGAUCAUGGAUUCAGAAACAUUUGAAAAAUCUCGACUGUAUCAGCUGGAUAAAAGUACUUUCAGCUUCUGGUCAGGACUCUAUUCAGAGAUUGAAGGCACUCUUAUUCUUCUCUUUGGGGGAAUCCCUUAUCUCUGGAGACUUUCUGGACGGUUCUGUGGCUAUGGUGGCUUUGGAUCAGAAUAUGAGAUCACUCAGUCUUUGGUGUUUCUGCUGUUGGCUACGCUUUUUAGUGCAUUGACCGGUUUGCCAUGGAGUCUUUAUAACACUUUUGUGAUAGAAGAAAAGCAUGGUUUCAACCAACAGACUUUGGGGUUCUUCAUGAAAGAUGCAAUCAAGAAAUUUAUUGUGACUCAGUGUAUUUUAUUGCCUGUGUCUUCACUUCUACUUUACAUUAUUAAAAUUGGUGGUGAUUAUUUUUUUAUUUAUGCCUGGCUGUUCACAUUAGUUGUAUCUCUGGUGCUUGUCACAAUCUAUGCUGACUAUAUUGCCCCUUUAUUUGACAAAUUCACUCCUCUACCUGAGGGCAAGCUUAAACAAGAAAUUGAAAUAAUGGCAAAGAGUAUUGACUUUCCUUUGACUAAAGUAUAUGUUGUUGAAGGAUCUAAACGCUCUUCCCACAGCAAUGCCUAUUUUUAUGGCUUCUUCAAGAAUAAGCGAAUAGUUUUGUUUGACACUUUAUUAGAAGAGUAUUCUGUACUAAACAAAGACAUCCAGGAAGAGUCUGGCAUGGAAUCCCACAAUGAUGGAGAAGGGGACAGUGAAGAAAUAAAAGCUAAAAUUAAAAAUAAGAAACAAGGAUGCAAAAAUGAGGAGGUCCUUGCUGUACUAGGUCAUGAAUUGGGCCAUUGGAAGUUGGGACACACAGUGAAGAAUAUUGUUAUUAGCCAGAUGAAUUCUUUCCUGUGCUUUUUCUUGUUUGCUGUGUUAAUUGGUCGAAAGGAACUUUUUGCUGCAUUUGGUUUUUAUAGCAGUCAACCUACUCUAAUUGGGCUACUGAUCAUCUUCCAGUUUAUUUUUUCACCUUACAAUGAGGUUCUUUCUUUUUGCCUAACAGUACUAAGCCGCAGAUUUGAGUUUCAAGCUGAUGCGUUUGCCAAGAAGCUUGGAAAGUCUAAAGACUUAUAUUCUGCUUUAAUCAAACUAAACAAAGACAACUUGGGAUUUCCUGUUUCUGACUGGCUGUUUUCAAUGUGGCAUUAUUCUCAUCCUCCACUACUAGAGAGACUUCAAGCUUUGAAAACCUCAAAACAAGACUGAGUUGCUCAUGGACCUGUGGUUGAAGACAUUUCUGGUUAUUUCUGUCCUGGCAGCAUGUUCCAGCUCUUGAUGUUUUUUAAACUUUUUUUUUUUUAAGAAAAAUUAUUAAGUACGGAACAGUCUAGAUUUAAAUACAUUCAAUAUCUCAUUUCAAAAAUGAUUUUAACAAUCCAUUUCUUAAAGAAAAUAGGUGGGAUUUAAGGUUUACUGUUUUUAAAGGGCAUACUUCUAGCUUUAACAACUAAUUCACAUCAACUUGUAAAAUUAUUUGAGAAAAAUACAGAAUUUGUUUUGUUUACACACAUAUAUAGAAUAUGCAUACAAAGUGUUUUGGGCAUAUGGUUAGAAACAGGGAACACCAACUCUUAGUCCUCUUUGUAAGGCAGAAACAGUGGUCCUUAAGAAUUGUGCUCAUUCCUCAGCUGAAACUUGUUUUUACUUUCAUACUGCUGUGGUUUAAACUGGCCAAUCAGUGUUUUAAUUACGGAAGUAAGGUAGUAAUUUGUAAGACUGAUAUUAGUUCAGUGAAAACCAUUAGAAAUAUGUUCUGUGUUCCAACAAAUUUCUCUGUGCUCUGGCUACACACUGAUCAGGAGUUUCAAAUAGUGCUCUGACAUUAGGAAUUAUGUAUCUUUUGGUUUCAGUUUUGCUUGUUAAGGAAAGCGCAUUCUGUUAUCUACCUGAUAGGUAUGAUCCCAUUAGAGGCAGAUUAUAAUAGUGUCUUUCAAAACAUUCAGUUUUUUCUCAGUCAUACUCUCCUGUAAACACUGCAUCCUUUCACAUAGAGGAAAUUUCCAUCUUGAAUGGGUUUUGCUAUUUUAAAGUGUCAGAAUGUGGAAAGAGGAAAUUUCAUUUUAAGAGAUAUAUGGGUUAAGUGCUAAUGAUUCUCAUGCUAUUACAGGAAAAAAUACAUAGUUUUCUAUCACUUAAAGGACAGAACUUUUUAUUUUUGUAAUUUUCAUUGAUAGUCUUAAAUACUAUUUAAUCAGGCCUGAUUUUGUUUUUGAAAAUUACAGAUCUGAUAAGUGAAGAUAAUUUUUAUUUUUAAAGCAAAUGCCAUGACAGAUUCUUUUCCAGUAUUGAAACUGUGUGCUUAACUGCUUCAGAUCUCUGGCAGUUUUUCUGAAUGAGAACUUACCCUGUGCCUAUGGCUCCCAGCACUGGCCAUGUUUACCUCCUGGCUAUUUAUUUCAAAGUGGGAUCAACUGUGCACCCUGGGACCUGGCUAGAUAGAGACAGUCUUUUGAUCAUCUGAUAAUUGAGUGAUGUCUUUAAAUGGAAAUAUAAGAAAAAUAGUCUAGCAUUGAAUUAUUUAUUUCCCCAAGGCUAAAGAAAACAGUUCUAUGAUUUUUAUCCAGCAUUCUUUAUCUAUGAAUCCAGGCUGUGAUAACUGCCUUUUCUUCCUUCUGUGCCUUUAAAUACAAAUUUCAGUUCUGCACAAGUGAAAGAUUAAAAAAAUGCCAAUGCA
Erinaceus europaeus (western European hedgehog) is the source of this 3126-nucleotide messenger RNA. RefSeq names its product zinc metallopeptidase STE24 (gene ZMPSTE24). Gene Ontology annotation, biological process: CAAX-box protein processing. The transcript has 10 exons. Gene Ontology annotation, cellular component: endoplasmic reticulum membrane. Lineage: Eukaryota; Metazoa; Chordata; Mammalia; Eulipotyphla; Erinaceidae. Gene Ontology annotation, molecular function: metalloendopeptidase activity. The coding region runs from base 231 to 1658 and encodes 475 amino acids. The record is from RefSeq and is a predicted model, not a curated record.